AUGGAGAAGGACAGCAACCCGUCGACUCAACUUUGGGGCCGGCCGGAGCUGACGGGUGCUGCAUAUGACUUCAGAAGCGAUGUGAUAACUACGCCCUCGGUCGGCAUGCUCGACGCUAUCAGACGAGCAACCUUAAACGACGAUGUCUAUGGGGAAGACCAGACUACCUCCGCUUUCGAGCGUGAGAUGGCUUCCAUUUGCGGUAAGGAGGCGGCCGCCUUCGUGAUCACAGGCACCAUGGCCAAUCAGCUUGCGUUGCGCACCCUCCUGAACGAGGCACCACCCUAUGCUAUCAUGACAGACGCCCAGUCUCAUAUUGUUCAUUGGGAGGCCGGGGGCGUCGCGUUCCUUAAUGGGGCCAUGAUCCAGGCCAUACGGCCGCUCAAUGGCAGAUACCUCACGGCGUUGGACGCAGAGAAGCAUGCGGUGCUAGGCUACGACGUGCACAAGGCGCCAACACGCGUGGUGAGUAUUGAGAACACGAAUUCGGGUACGGUAAUUCCGCUUGAAGAGCUGCAGAAUCUUCACGCCUGGGCACAAAAAAAUCAUGUCUCGAUUCAUAUGGACGGAGCACGACUUUUCGAUGCCGUGACAGCUAGCAGUUCAUCACUGAGUGACUUCGCACAGUGUGCCGACCUCAUCACGCUUGACUUCAGCAAGAACCUAGGCGCCCCAAUGGGAGCUAUGGUCCUCGGGUCAGCAGCUAACAUUAAAAGAUUGAAACGAACACGAAAGGGAAUGGGCGGUGGGAUGCGACAAGCCGGUGUGCUGGCCUCUGCGGCACGCCAAGCGGUAGUUGAGAAUUUUGGACUCAGUGGCAUUGACUCUGCUGGGGUCCUGGCCAGAAGCCAUGGCAUUGCGCAGUCGCUUGGGAGAUUUUGGACUGAAAGAGGGGGGCGUCUGCUGCGCUCGGUGGAGACAAACAUAAUAUGGGUAGACCUCAAAUCGCUUGGGAUUGAUGAGAGAACUUGGAAUGCAACUGGUAAGAGCCGUGGUAUCUUGUUGGAUGGCAAGAGGAUCAUGGUACAUCACCAGAUUUGUGACGAGGCUGUGCUGAAGCUACAGACCGUCAUGGACGAGUUAUUGCCUAGCGAAGCCAAAAGCAUUGAUUUCGAUCGUGCCGUUAUCACGUAUAGCACGAGGGCAAGGUUAUGA
Messenger RNA from Diaporthe batatas, 1155 nucleotides. RefSeq lists its product as uncharacterized. Gene Ontology annotation, molecular function: L-allo-threonine aldolase activity. The record is from RefSeq and is a predicted model, not a curated record. Gene Ontology annotation, biological process: L-threonine catabolic process; glycine biosynthetic process. Gene Ontology annotation, cellular component: cytosol. NCBI's taxonomy places the organism in Eukaryota, Fungi, Ascomycota, Sordariomycetes, Diaporthales, Diaporthaceae. The coding region runs from base 1 to 1155 and encodes 384 amino acids. The transcript is spliced from 4 exons.